Molecule: messenger RNA, 2046 nt
Organism: Pelobates fuscus (common spadefoot toad)
Lineage: Eukaryota; Metazoa; Chordata; Amphibia; Anura; Pelobatidae
Gene: GPALPP1
Product: GPALPP motifs containing 1
Exons: 8
Coding region: 145-1167 (340 amino acids)
Source: RefSeq, a predicted model, not a curated record
UUUACCCCUUGGUUUCAAGUUGCCUACGUGCGGUGUCGGUCCGGUUCCGGUGUUAGCUCAGCUGGGACCCUUUGUGCGACUGGUGUGCGCCGGAAGCGGUGUCGCGUUUUAGUGACGUAGUAGCGAGCCAGCAGCAGGUUGAAGAUGUCCCGGGAGGUGAUCGGUCCGGCUCUGCCGCCAGGAUUCCAGAACCGCGAGGAGCAGGAGAAACCAGAGGAAGUUGCAGGUCCUGUAUUACCCCCUGGAUACACAAAGACCUCCAGCUCAGAUUCAUCAGAUGACAGUGAACAGGACACGGGACCCAACCCAUGGCAUCACAAAAGGGACCAGAGUACCCAUGUUGGCAAAGAAGACAGGAAACAAACACAGUCUUCAGCGGAAGAGGAGGAUGAUGGUUUUUUUGGCCCAGCUCUUCCACCAGGAUUUAAAAAAACAUCUGAUUCCCCAGAGAGGCCCAUAAUAGGUCCUGCAUUACCUCCAGGUUUUAGCAGAAAUUUGGAUGAUGACACCACUGAUGACAGUGGAUCUUCCAAUCAUUCCGGCUGUGAGGAACAGGUAGAGAGCAGCGGAGAUGAACAUAUCAUUGGGCCAGUCCCUACUGGAAGGCCUGUUACAUCCAGUGUUGCUGAGGAUAUUGAACGCAGGGCUUGGAAAAUGAAACAAAAACUAACUGGAAAUGAUGAUGAUGGGUCUAAGAAAAUUUCCAGAGAGUCAUGGAUGACAGAACUCCCCCCAGAGAUGACUUCUUUUGGACUUGGUCCUAGGAGUUUCAAGAGGAAAACAAAUGAAAAAUCAGGAGAUAGAACAAUUUGGACAGAUACCCCAGCAGACCGGGAAAGAAAAGCAAAGGAAAAACAAGAAGCCAAAGUGUCCAGCAGUAAAGAGGAAGAGAAAGCACCGCUGUCAGAAAGAGAUAAACGACUGGCAGGUCAAGUAUCAACUUAUAAUGACUCCAAGCGAUCUCACUCACUGCUAGACCUUCAUCGAAAAAAGUUGAAGAGGAAAGCAGAGGACGAUAAAAAUAAGCCACAGGAGAGAAGAGCAUUUGACAGAGACCAAGACCUUCAAGUCAACCGUUUCGAUGAUGCCCAGAAGAAAGCUUUGUUGCGGAAAUCCAAAGAAUUGAAUACUAAAUUCUCACAUGGGAACAGCAGCAUGUUCCUUUAAGGGAUGAAAGAGGCUUACAUAAUGCACAUACAAACUAUAUAUCCCUUAUCUGCUGAACAGUUUUCCAAAAUACUUCCUUUUUAAGACAUGCAAUAGGCAAUCAUUCACAAAAUUUGUUUUAAAAAGAAAGUAAAGUAAACUCAAAUGUGUUUUACAGUUUUUUUUGUUUGUUUUUAUGAGGAAGUAGAUCUUCAAAAACUGGUUCAAUAAGCUUUAAUUUUUUUAUGAUGGUCAAGAACUCAACCAUGGACUUUUCUGGUUUGGGGCAUCCUAUCAGCUGGAGAUUGACAUUACAUUUAAAUAAACACAUGUUUUAAACGAGUCAUUGGAUGCAGGUGUAUAUUUAGUAAAUUUUUAUAUCUGCUGUUCUUAAUAGUCAUCAAAUAUAUGUCCAGUAUAACCACUGGUGAGCAUGUUGCUUUAGAUUUAUUGCACAGACGUUUCAGAGUGAAUCCAAAUAUUGGGGAUAUUGGAACUCCAUUGUUGCAGCUAUUUAUGUGUUCUUUAUUAGUUUUUUUAUUUUUUUUAUUUUUUUAUUUAAUGCAGAGUUCAGAUCAUCGCUAAGCACAAAAAAAACAAAGCACAAUGUUAUGCAUGUAUAAUCAUUUUGUAUUGUGGUCGUAACUCUAGUAAUUGAUGUGCAUUGGGGUAAGUCUGCGUAAUUUCCAUGGCCGUGGCACCUUGUUUUUUUUUUUUUUUGUAUUGUGUUCUGUUUUGUGUAUUGCUAAUUGUCCUAUCAUUGCACAUGCCAUCCACAUAGUAGCUGCCAGUGAGUAUGUGUAAAUAAAUCUAUGUAAAGGAGAUCAGGUAAAUAUGAGUUUCUGAAAGUUUGGGCUUUUUUUAACAAAUGUGAUAAUGAAAUAAAUAUGUGAGAAGCAA